This is a messenger RNA of Pediculus humanus corporis (human body louse), 258 nucleotides long. RefSeq lists its product as uncharacterized. Lineage: Eukaryota; Metazoa; Arthropoda; Insecta; Psocodea; Pediculidae. The record is from RefSeq and is a predicted model, not a curated record. Bases 1 to 258 code for a protein of 85 amino acids. The transcript is spliced from 3 exons.
AUGCGAGAUGAGGACGACGGCGUGGACAAUGAUUAUUCUAUGAACUUUCCAGUGGGACUCGGUCACAUGGCUGGAUAUUUAAAAGGACCGCAAUUUCCCGGACAGGGUCCGCCGGCUUUGACAGGACCUUUCGGUUUAGGACAUACUUUAGAUCAUUCACCUUAUGGCGUUGAACAUUUCUCUGGAGAAUUAUUUUCAUCAAUUUACUUUCCUAUUAACCGCAAUGUUGUAGUUGAUGGUUUUCAUUCGAUUACGUAA